Molecule: messenger RNA, 920 nt
Organism: Hevea brasiliensis (rubber tree)
Lineage: Eukaryota; Viridiplantae; Streptophyta; Magnoliopsida; Malpighiales; Euphorbiaceae
Exons: 1
Coding region: 290-685 (131 amino acids)
Source: RefSeq, a predicted model, not a curated record
AAAGGAAGAAAAAGGCAAAGACAGGCCAACUAAGCAGGCAAGGCAUGAGGCACAUAUUCGCGCCCAUAGCUCACCCGCUUUUUCAUUUCGGAAAUAGAAAAAGUAAUAUUUCUACCUCUGCAAGUUUAGACGAUAAAGAUACAUCCACAGAUCCACUAGGAAAAUCCUGGUAAUUUCCUUCCUGGGUGGUGUUUUUUUUUUUUUUUUUUUUGCUCAAAUCCAGAAUUUUAUUCCCUUGAUUUGAUCAUAUAGCACUUUUGGUUUGAUUAUAGAGAAGGGAAUAGGAAUCAUGAUUCAGAUUCCUUUCCCUUCCUCCAAUCCCACAUUGCGUAUGCCUAUUGUUGUCUUUCUCCUCCUUAGCCUUUGCUUCAUCCCCGCCAUGCGAUCGGAGUCCAACCCUAUACGAUUGCACACCGAUCACGACAUUGAUGAGGCUGACCCGUGUGGGGAAUCGGCCAGACCCGCGUUUUGCCCCGUCAAGUGCUUUCGGACUGACCCGGUGUGCGGGGUCGAUGGCGUGACCUACUGGUGCGGUUGCAGCGACGCACAUUGCGCGGGUGCCAAAGUACGCAAAAAGGGCUUCUGUGAAGUUGGGAACAAUGGUGCUGCCGCUCAGGCAUUGCUUCUAAUCCACAUUGUUUGGCUAAUCGUGCUUGGUUUCUCGGUCUUGUUCGGCCUUUUCUGAUCAUUCUUCUUUUUUCAUUCAUUUUUCUAUCUUUCGGCAUACACAACUCGGUUUUUUUUUUUUUUUCCCCUCUUUUGAACUGCAACCAAAAUUUGCAUUAAUAAGAUACAACUCUGGUUAUCCUUCUUUUUCAGAAUUUUGAAUUAUGAGCUCUUGCUUGGAAUUCAACGGCUACUGUUUUUGCUUGCGUUAUUUUCUCGAAUUAUAUAUACAUAGUUAACGGUUCGUUUUAUUU